AUGGAAAGGAGAGGAUGGGCCGGUGUUGCAUUUGACACAGGUAAGGAUAUAAUGAUCACACGACAAGGAGAACGAUGGGAAAUAGUAGCUAUAUCAUCCGUUGGUGGAUGGUGGUGGUCGGAAGGGGUUGUGAGGACGGACAAAUCAUACCCGUAUUCAUUAAGAGAGAAGGAAAAGAGGAAUACACGUUUUUACAUGUCGGAAUUCCAAGGUCCUGAGCCUGCCCCAUUGGAGUGGACUAUAGUUCGUGGCCCCGAAGGCAGAUUUGCCCGUGGCGGCCCUAGUUCUUCCGCCGCAUCUGAGCGUGCAGGAGGAAGUUUUGUCGAUAAUGAGCCGCCACGGGGCAGGCCCUCACAGUCCACUAACACAGACUGGUUAGUGACAUCACCCCAGCCCGGGGGGCCGACAGAUACGCGACUGAUCCCUAGCUAUGGCGGGCACAUAGCUAAACUUAUUUAUGACGGCUCCGAGCGUACGCCUCCGAUUCUGGAGUGCCGUAUUAGGAAGAGACCGGUGGAGUCCAUCAUCGGAUUGAGGGAUUUGUCCGUUGAGCUAGUCGAUUUUCUACCUUCCACUUCCCUCGGUCGACUACCGGUCAUUAUGCACCAGCACAUCGACUUUGCUUUGAUAUCGGCGUUCGUCGAGAGGUGGCAGCCGGAUACGAACACCUUUCACAUGCCCUGGGGAGAGAUGACGAUUAUGUUGCACGACGUGCAACGCAUAUUGGGCAUUUCUAUUGAUGGUUCUCUGCCGGCUGAGCCUUCGGAGGCGGAGUGGGAGGUUGGUAUCACCAAUCUGGUCGGCGAGCCUCUGUCUGAGCUUCGACGUAAAGGUUCAUUCACCAGCGGAUGCAUAAGCGUUGCUGAACUGAUGCGGCUGUGUCAUAGGUCGCAUGCCUUGGAUACCCAGACCACAGCGUACUACAUGGCUGUCAUUGGCUCUACCUUGUUGGCGGAUAAGACCAGGACUGGCAUGCGACCUCACCCGAUAGUUGUCGUCAACGACGAUGAACAGGACGUGGCUUGGGGUGCGGUGACUUUGGCGUUCUUGUACAGGCAGCUCGGAAUGGCAUCUAGGGCUGGUUGCAAGACCAUUGCUGGAUGCCUCACAUUGCUCCAGACAUGGAUCUAUGAGUACUUCCCCGCUUUCCGCCCUCAUCCUCGCCGAGAUGAUGUGCCAAACACGACUAGGGCGGAGAUGUGGACGCCGAAGAAAGUAGGUCGUGAGCUGGACAGGUUGAUAUCAUUCCGCAAGGUUCUGGACUCAAUGACAGAGACUCAGGUUGAAUGGACUCCCUACAAUUGUGGAGCUGCUGCGUUGCUGAAUGAGCACCCACGCACCACAGUCAUCGGGGGUAUCACCUGCUUUGAUGUUGUGGAGGUGUAUUUGCCGGAGCGGGCAUUGCGACAGAUUGGGUUCGUGCAGUGUAUUCCUCCAGCUCCUAUGAGACCAGCCAAGAGACUGAACCUAAUUACGUUGAAUGGUUCAGAGUUUGCUCGCACCCGUACAUAUCCCGAGACGAAUUGCUGGCUUCCGGUCCUGGUCCUGUUCGCGAAAGAAUGGGCCAGUCGAUUCUCUCCAGUGGCAAGACUACCUACGCGGCUUGCGGAUUUGAACUCCCGUCAACGACAUGCGUUAGAAAUAUACCUUAAUGAUUGUAGAGAAUUAUAUGAUCAAUGGCAAACUGAUCAAGGGCAAGGCCCUGAAUAG
Molecule: messenger RNA, 1710 nt
Organism: Amaranthus tricolor (Joseph's coat)
Lineage: Eukaryota; Viridiplantae; Streptophyta; Magnoliopsida; Caryophyllales; Amaranthaceae
Product: protein MAINTENANCE OF MERISTEMS-like
Exons: 5
Coding region: 1-1710 (569 amino acids)
Biological process (GO): meristem development; meristem maintenance
Source: RefSeq, a predicted model, not a curated record